This is a messenger RNA of Heterobasidion irregulare TC 32-1, 1323 nucleotides long. RefSeq lists its product as uncharacterized. The transcript is spliced from 3 exons. Lineage: Eukaryota; Fungi; Basidiomycota; Agaricomycetes; Russulales; Bondarzewiaceae. The record is from RefSeq and is a predicted model, not a curated record. Bases 1 to 1323 code for a protein of 440 amino acids.
AUGAGCAACCCUGGUGCCAUUCUCGCAGGCAGACUCGAUAGCAACCAGGGUAGUGCUAUUUUUUGGACUGCCACUACGAUUGCUGUGAUGGUCUCAUUGGUCCAAGGUGCAAUCACAACACUCACAGACAUCUGCGAGGGUGAAGGGUUAUGGACAAUCCGAUUUAAUUUAGGACGGUUCGAGCAUUUAUGGUGGACCGCAAUUGCUAUGGCACUUGUUGCAUCGUUGGGAUCCAUGAUCACAUCAUUUCUUGCCGGAAAUAACAAUGAUUCCCUCGGCAUCUUACUACUCGCAACAGCAUCAUCGCUCACCGUUUUCCGCUACGCUUGGCCUGCCUGGCGCAAUCGGCAUUAUUGCAGGAACCGAUGGUUUGCGUGGACAGGCCCAAGUCGUACCGGAAUUGAUCCAGUUUUAGUACCCCUCAUAGAGGGCACUAAUCACUGGCAAAGUCUUGCAGAGAGUGCGCCGAUUCGGAACUUACAGAGAGCACCGCAGGGAUCGCUUCUUAAAUCUACGACUUCCCCUUCCGAAAAGCAGCCAAUCCCCGUAUCUACACUCGCGUCUGUAACACCGUCCUCACUGAUUAAUGGUGUUGGCCUUUAUGCUCCUGUAGUCCCCAGCCAAGCCGCAUCCCUUUUGUGGGGGUCUCAUCUGGGGUUCGCACCUCGUGUCAGUCGAGGUAUCUUGGGCGUACCACAAAGACUCUUGACAUCACAUCCCCUGACCGAGUCCGGUCACAAUGGCCAGGCUAUGUGUCUUGCCCACGGUAUCCUUGGUCGUAACAAGGGACUAGAACCCAUGCGCUUUAUCCUUCGUUUGGAUAUCGGAAAACUUGAAGAAAAAAGUGUUCAGUGGCCUCGCCCUUCAAAAGUCUUGCGAAGUUAUUACAAGAAGGAGAUGGAUGCUGCAUAUGGCGGCCUUGGUAUCAACUAUGUCAACGCCGCCACCGAGUUGGCACUUCUAUUGGCGGACUCAAGUCAGGGUCUUAUUGAGGAUUGGCUUUUGGCACGUAUGGAGCAUCAGGAUUAUGAGCUGAACCGCGAAGCGUGUCGUCUAGGUGCGCCCGACGAUGAUCUUCGAUUACUAUACCUUCUAUCAUACGGAGCCAUGCUGGUCAGUCUGAGUGCUCACAACAUAGGUCAUCGCUUUCGUCCAGAGAUUACACUGUUCGUAACAUACUGGCAGACUCACAAAGCAGAUCCCCUUCCGCAAUGGGUAAUGUCCGAGGCCAUGCAGAGCAGAAUUCAUCAAGAACAUGCUGGCCUCGACGUCGGCACUGAUCUUGAUGGACUGGUUCUGGCUGUCAUCCCUCCCAUCUCUUGA